This is a messenger RNA of Amoebophrya sp. A25, 6621 nucleotides long. The record is from the annotation of a GenBank genome assembly. NCBI's taxonomy places the organism in Eukaryota, Dinophyceae, Syndiniales, Amoebophryaceae.
CCCGGCGCUGCUGCUCCUCCAGCUAAAGGAGCUGCCGCACCUUCCAAGGGCGGAGCAUCCACAGGAAAAGGCGCGCCUGGAAAAGGUAAAGGCAAGAACAAAAAAACGGGUUUUGAUGAGAAGUCCAGCCAACAGUACAUCCUUCCAAAAGAGCCCAUGCGAGCGUUGUGGUGGACAAAGAAACGCAGCGAUAUGCUACCAGACCAACACGUCUGGGCUGAAGUGCCUGAUGUUUAUGCGGAUCUAUUUGUCCACUGUCCUGAAGUAGAGUUAAGGCUCAGCUGUAUUGGGGUUGGUCACUGAGAUCGAAGAAGCGACCCCUUUAGAGAACAGGGGAAAAGGAAGGAAAAGGGGAGAGCUUUGAAGGGGGUCUCCUCCGUUCAGCAUCAGUGACCAUUGAGUGCUGAGCUUUAAUAGAGGAGGCCUUCGUAAAACGAUUUGGCAAGAAAAAGAUAGCAGCAAAAGAGCCAGCGAAAGGCGCUGCUGGAGACGCAAGUGGAGGAGGAGGGGCGGCGAAUGUUAUGACAAAAGUCAGGUGCUGGCUGAAGAUUGCAUACAUUUAUCUGCCUUAUACAUAGAAGUUUCGAACUCUCUCUUUGUCUCCUUCGUAAAUACAUCCACCCAGUACGGUUUCUGUCCCUUCUCUUCUAAGAACCAACGCAGCACCAAAGCGAAACCAAAGUUGUUGACGAUCAUAGAUGAUCCGAUGAAGCAGGGAGGACUUAACGCAGCCUGUAAGACCCUUCCGGAGCCACAAGCAUUGCAGCGCGCGAUCUUAGAUUUGGAUGAUAUUGAAAUCGACGUCAACACUCUGGAGUGGGUACGCCGAGACCUAUGUCCCGAUCCUGCGCAGCUUGCGCAGUUAAAUACACUGCGCAACGAGAACAAAGGAGUACCAUUUGCGAUUCCGGAAACGUAUAUUUAAGAAAUUGAAAGUGGCAUUGGUAUUGGUAGACUAAUUCAUCUUACAUAAUAGUAUGAAAGGGUAGUACCAUCAGAGACCAAUCAAAAAUCUAAUUUCCGCUCGCCAUCGCACACGUCCCUGGUUACCAGCAGCGCUUAGAUUGUUGGUUGUUUGCGCGUACCUAUGAGGAGCGCUCGAAGAAGUGUAUGACGGCAUACCUCGCUUUUCAGGCAGUGAUGCGAAGUUUGCGAGAGAGCCGACAAUUCAAACGGCUGUUGGGUUUGAUCCUGUGUGCCGGUAACUAUUUGAAUGGCGGAACAGAUAGAGGCAUGGCAGACGCCGUGGACCUGGAUGUCUUAACGAAGUUGGAGAGUGUCAAGGACACAGAGGGACGAGUGCUAUCAAGAUGGAUUGUGGAGCAAUUCUUUAUGAGCGACGCGUUUGCGAAAAGUACAACGAGUAGCGCAGCUGCAUCGGCAGGUGGUAAAGGAAAGACCGGCACUUCUGGGAAGAACGGAGUAGCAGCUGUCAAUGGAACUGAAAAGGGAUCAGCAACUUUUUCUACCACGAAAGGCGGCGACGCAAAAGGAGGCUCUGUAUCUUCAAAAGGUGGAGCAAGUAAAGGUGCGGUGAUGUCUUCGCCGUCCUCAGCUAGUGCGCCUUCUCCGAUUGUGUCCUCACCUAGUGGCUCUGCAGAGAAGGAAAACAAUCAGGAGGAUUCACUCAGUCUCAGUACGAGUGGAUGUGCAGCUGAUCACCGUGAGCAGUUGUUCGAGGAGCUUAGGCCCCUGUUUUCUGCAAUUCGAAGAAGAAUAGAGCGCGGAGGUGAUGGUAUUGAGACGUUGUCGAAGCAAGUUUCCGUGUCCAUCGAGGACUAUGAUCAGAUAGCAGAUCAGAUAAAAACGGAAUGCGAGAAUCGAUACGAGAUGCUGCGAGCCUGUCUAUGUCAAUUUGAGGAUCCAGCCGAUAGUUUUAGGACCGUUCUGGCGCCACAGUUUGCGGCGGCUAGCGAAUAUGUGGAUAGUCUCGUACUUUCUUGACCUGUAAACUUUUCCGUAGCCACUUUGCAUCAUGAGUCUCAGGGGUCUUGUCCCGCGUCUCUUGUCCCCUACGACCCUCAACAAAUAUAACAUGUACAACAUUACGCCGAUAUUGCUUGGCGGUGCCCCGCCAGCGUCGGAGCGUAGUGAGCGGCACUCGCGACUCUGUCCGCGCGGUGCCUGCAGCGCAUUCUGCUUGAGGUAAACGAGAAGCUUGCGCGUCUGUGAUUCAGUGGGACAGAUGCAGCGGCGUGCACAUUGCCGGCGCUGCUGGCGAUGACGAAACCACACCCGCAAGCUGCUGGAUCGUCGUCUUCUUCUUCCUUGCAUGCCAUUGCUCCCUCUUCAAGUGGCGGGCCCUCGCUUGGUGAAAACUAGGCGGGUGGAACGUACGCGGAGGCGGAUAAGGUGAAUGCGGCCGAUGUGGAAGAAGAGCCGAAGCCCAAGCAAAAAAGCCCCAUGUAUACGCACACCGCUCGCGGCUCCAAAAUGGUCGAGCCAAUUGGUGGCCUCGCUGAACUGGAUGACAGGACGCGGGCGCCUUCUCAACAGUUGGAACGCUUGGCCAGCUUGGCAGUUGCGUCUUGUAUUGCCCCUGCCGAUUGCCGGCCUUACUGUCUGAAGAAACAGCCCCGCAGGAAUGCGGCUGGUUUCUUUGGAUCGUUUGGCGCGCAGACAGGCGCCGGCCCUGAUGCUAAGGAGGAGGGGGCCACCAUUGUUGGGCCCUUGUUAAGCUUUCAGCCCCAAGGGGGCAACUACCUGACAGCAAACGAAUCCGAUUGCAAAGGGCUACGGGUAUCGCCUCGAAGAAGGGGGCCUUCUUAUGGUCGGCAUUUGGUCAACGACUCGCCCGUCAGGUUCUGCGGGUUUUCACUAUAUUGAAGAAGUGGAGGCUGGUUUGGCCACUGGGGGCCUUCUUCCUGCUGCAUUUCGGUUAGGUCUGGACGUCUUCACUUCGGCACAGCUGGGUAGUGCUUGGCUGGAUGGCGGCGGAUUGUGAAGGCGGAACCAGUGGCACAGAAUCUGCAAGCCAGACAGAGGAGCACUUCCUCGCGGUGCAGUUCUUUCAUUAGCCCAGCGCAUGCGUCUAAGGUCAUGGGACGCCGCGAAAGUACUCGGGGCCGCGGGGCUUCUUGUUCGAAAGUACAGCAGGGAAGAAGGGGGACAGCACUGGAGCGCUGAAGCAAUCGGCGGCGCAAGAAAUUCUCGCGCGUCUGGUCUUGGGGGUGUCUGACAAUUUGGGAGACCAGUGACAGCGGGCAGGUCGCAAUUGAGUUAAUGCCGGAAAGCUGCCGCCGGGUUCUGACGUGGCUGCAGCGGCGCUGGGCGUGUGCACUAGCCAAAGCAUUUGGGUGGGCUGCAGAGAGGACCAGGGCUGCAGCUUUCUGGUGUUUGCAACGAGGUCGAGUAUGGGCGCUUCGCUCGCACAAUGGCGACGGCCACCGCUCAGAUUCAUUCUGCACCAGGCUGGGGAGCUGGGGGCGCUACCUAGGGAGAGCUGACGGACAGCCGGCGCCGUAGGCUGGAAACCGUUCUCGUUCUAUGUCAAUAGUAUGGCGCUUGUUAUAUUUUCUUUCAUGAAGAUACAAGACGGCAAGUACAAACUCGAUGGACAAACUGCCGACGAGCUUACCCAUUUUGGCGCGGCAAGAGUGGAAAGCCUGGAGCAUGUUGAUGCCCAAGUGCCUCGGGGUUACAAUCUGCCACCCGGCAGCUUCAUGCUAGAGCCGCAGUUUUCAUACCGGGAUGAGUCACGGUUGCACUCCGUUCGUUGCAUAUUUGGACUCUCUUACUUGGUGCCCUUGUAUAAAUCCAUCGCAUACACGACAAUCCGAGGCAUUCAACAGGCUGAAGCUUUCGCAACAGGUGAGGGAGAAAAUGACAAAGCAAAGAAAAUUGGGACGGCGUGAGCGUGUCCCAUGAAGUUGACAGCUGGCGUGGGUCUUAUCUAUGAAUCCAAAAGCGCGAAGGGUCUGGGAGGGUGGGGAGAGCAGUCGGCCUUGGUCGCAUUCUCGUCGUUGUAUAUUAAUACACACCCCGCGCCUUGGCUGUCCACUCGUCUGCGCGUUCUUAUUAUGUAGUGUCUGUUUCGCCUCUCUCUUUCUUCUAGCUUUGGCCUUUUUCUAGCGUAAGCGCUAGCUUCGAUUGUUUUUGGCUUGUUUUUAGCAGGGCUAGCUUAGUCUUAGUCAGUCCUUUCUUGAUUAGUCGCCGUCUAGCAGUAGCCGGCCCAACAUUCACACUUUUCCGCUUCGAAGAACUAGAACAAGUUCGUAAGGCUGUCUGCCUCCGUGGUUGUACUUAACAAGACCAACUGAUAACUGUUGGUAAACAUAGGACGUACCUUUUGGAAUUGGCUCAUUGAUGUACUUAGAAACAAAACUAUCCUUGUCCAUUUUCGUAACACCAUCAGAUGGAGAAAAAGCAGACGGUAAAGAAAGAGUACGAAGCACUCUUGAAGUAUUUUACUAUGGGAACUGUAAAAGCGGCGACGAUGAUCAAAAUGAUCGAUGAUAUGCUGGUUCCAGGUACUAGUUGUAAACCAGUACCACUUCAAGCUUUGAUAGAAUAAAACCAAGUUCUGCGUAGACGUUCGUUGCAUUGUGCUGGCCGUGUGCUACUUAGGUAGAUACGACACUAAUGCUACCGCAAUCUCCACUCCAUCCAUCCAGGUGAUCAAAUCACCAACAAGCCGGAGAAGAUGAAGAAGGCUUAUUUUGUACCACAAUUUUGCGGAAACCGCAUACCCUCAGCCGAUUCGGUCAUGGCCUUGUGGGAUUUGAAAGAACCUGAAUUGAGGCUGGACGAUAGUUUGGGUGGUAGCAAGAGAAGAAGUGGGCGCGAGCAUCAUACUGGAGCAAGAAAGACGGAAAAUCGAAGGGGCAUCCGUAAUCGAGGCACUAGUUCUGCCAAGGCAGAAAUUGCGCAUAAAACGAAUGACGCAGUGGAUGAGGCUCUGGUUGGAAAUAAGGGAGAGAAAGAUAAUUCUGGGGAUAAGAAUGCUAAGGAAGCAGAUGCGAGCAGUGGAACUGCUAAUGCGACUGGAUCACCGAGGUCUAGUAUUAUGCCAAAGACUACAUCUGCAGGAAAAGAUGGACAACCAGGUGAAAGCACUUCAUCUGCCAGAGAUCCCGUAACCCCUAUGUCUUGUAGGCGUCGGGGGUCAUGUGAUUUGCUUAGCGCACGUCGUCAGAGCAGGCGGGGAAGUAGGCCAUCUACGUCGCAGGAUCCAGCCAGCAGGAAUACGCAACUCCCCACGCAAGAAGGGGAAGGUAGCAUUGCAAAGACACCUGAGCGUACUUCGCGAAGGCGGAGCGCGAGUCGGUCAGUAGCAAGAAACGCUGAGGAGAGGCGAGCAAGACGGAAGUCUCAAGCCUCGGGGGACAAGGUGGAGACCAAAAAAGUAGCUGGUGUGGAAGUAGAAGAAAAUAGAGAUAACCAAGAGACAACUUCUUCUGCGGAACCAGGUGUUGCUCGUGGCUCUCCUUCAUCUAGCAAUACCACUGGACCUGGUACUACAGGCACAAGUAGCUUCUGUGCAGCGACUUCGAGUAAUUCCUCCUCAACUAGUUCAUCAACAUCAACAAAACAAGGAACCGUCGAACAGGGACCUCGCUCCUCUGUCGUAAACAUCGCACCUGGUAUGCGACGUGGUUCUGCCCUGUUGAGUGCGAGUACCGCUGAUCCUCGAUUUUCUGCCAUAGAUGCUCCUGCUGCAGUUGCCGUGCCUUGUCCUGCUUCAGCUUCCACUUCGGGAGGAGGUGCAACUACCACUGGGAAAAAUGGAGAGAGCAACAACAACGAGAGCGCUCCAGCAAACACGAGCUUGCUGAGUCCAUGCCAACAGACGAGUCAAUUUGUAAGAGCCACAGGGAAUCUUGACGUGACUCCCAAACCUCGGAAGUCUGUAAGGGAUGCGGUUGCGGUGUUGAACGCAGUGUCUCCGAGAAACGCCUAAGAAUGUUGUUGCGUCGGGACAAGGACAUUCUUAGGCGUUCCUCGGAGAGAAGGCCAACAAGGACAAGGUUUGUGUGAUCUCACUCAAGAACGGAAAGCGUAAAAAUCUUGCUAAAUAAAGUUUCUUUGGAUUUUUUUUUUGGAUCUUCAAGAACAAGAGAUGUUGACAACUUCUCCAGUGUGUUAUGUUGAAAAGCACGGAUGUAUGACGAGCACUGAGUGUUUGUAAACUCGGUUUUUCUAUUGGAAUGUCAGAAAAGAGAAAUUGAAAUAGUAAGAGUAACAACAAUCAUUCAAAGCGCAUCGACAGGGGCUCGUAUCUAUACUGGUUCUUUUCUGCUCCUCGCUUUUGUAUAUCGUGAAAAAAGUAUCCCUAUCCGUAUAAUCGCACACGAACCAACACGAAGACCACAUGGCACCGUUACAGUUAAAAAAAUGUCGAUCUUAAUAAAUUGAUUUUGAUUCCUUAUUUUCGUUAGAUCACCAUCACGAUUGGGUAAAAAUAGGUUACUUGUAGUUACUUAUACUUGUUGUAUGCUAUAUUGGAUUUGGAUGUUCGUCGAUAUACCAUAGCGCUGUGUCCGUUCGUUCUGCUUGUUGACACCAACGAAGUGAAGACAGUUGCUCCGGAUGUCCCCCUCAUUAAGCACCUCAAUAUUUAUUAUGAUCUUCUUCACGUUCACACUUUCAAGGUAGAAAAUGUACAAAAAAAGACUGCGAGGG